Molecule: messenger RNA, 1345 nt
Organism: Zea mays
Lineage: Eukaryota; Viridiplantae; Streptophyta; Magnoliopsida; Poales; Poaceae
Exons: 1
Coding region: 507-1265 (252 amino acids)
Source: RefSeq, marked predicted
CGACACCUCCCUCUGCGCUCAGCUCCCGACAAAUCUUGCCUCCCUCCGCAAUCGGCUGCUGGAGCUUCUCUCUGCGCCUCUCCCUGGAGUUGAGUCCCUCACGCUCGGCCUCUUCUCCACCUUCCUCAGCUCGCCCAACCGAGCUCCCGGCGUUGGAUCCCCUACGAGCUCCCCUACAGCUCGUCCCCAUCUUCCAUGGCCGCGCGCGAGGCUCCUCUGCUUGGCCGCGCUCUCUGCUGGCUCGCGCUCUGUCGAGCUCCUCCCCGAACUCCGCCCCGCUAUGGCGCUGGCCGCCGCGCCCUUGCCGGUUCUCUGCUCGGCCAUGGAAAUCGCGACCCCCAGCUUCCUCUGCCGAGUCCGGCCGGAGCUCCCUCCUGCUUUGCUUGUCGGCCGCGCGAGCUCGCCGGCGUGCUCCUGCUCCAGCCUUAACGCGCGCGCCUGCUCCCUCUGUCCGGCCACCCUCGCCCCACCUCUCUCCUUUGCCGGUGCUCUGCCCAGUCUCCACCAUGGCCGCGCCUGCUCCCUUGUCCACUCAGUUCUUUGCUCGCCGGUUGCUGCUCCCGGUUGCUGCGAGCUCCAGCUCGGAUUCAGCCCUGCGCGCCGUCUCUGCUCCCUCGCCAUGGUCGCCGUGUUUCCUGCGUGCGACGCGCGCUCUCACUAGCCGUGAAGUUCCCAUGGCACGUCUCUGCGUCCUUGCUCCUUCGGUGCCCCUGCUGCUCAGCCUUGGACGCUGGAUCUCGCGCGCUUCUGCGCCAUGGUACCUUGGGUUCUGCAUUCUUGCAUUAGCGCCGCGCCUGAUCGUCGACCUUGUUGCCAUCUUCCUAUUCCAGAAGCUUUGCUGCAGUCCUAUGUUGAUUUCGUCGAAUACCUGUGGUGUGGUCCCUUGCUUGUGUUUGGGAGAGAAGUUCUUGGUGUGGGCGGCGAAGACAGCGAAAGCCAACUGUGACGCCUGCCAAGUACUCGACGUAAAGCCUGAACCACGGUCUCAUCAUUGUUCGUGUGAAGUUCAAGCCAAUUAUAAUUUUGAAAGGAGAUUUGGUGCUGAAGUCGAAGCCAGUAGCCCCUUUAUUCUUCGUCGUCAACCCACACCGCGUCGCGACGUGCCCGUCGAUCCCGACGCUCUAUCUGCCAGUUGUGUGCCACUUGUAUUGAGCUCUGAAGCCCCUGUCGAGCUCUUCCCCUGUAAGCCGCCUUCGAACACAACCCUUGCUAAGUGUUUGAUAGGAAGCCUGAACCAAUACUCAUCGUUGUUCUACGAUUAUUAAAUCGUUCCGGUCAUGGUAAGCCGAUGAAUUAUUCAGAAUAGUUCAAUCGUUUAAUAAAUUAAUGUACUAGUGUGAUGUUC